AUUAGGCUGGACUUGCUUUAAGAGUGGGUUGAAUUGGAGGAGUGCUCGCUGCAUAUAUGGUCCCAAUGGGUUUCCGGUCUGAACUCGCGCAUUCCCACCACCAUAAACACUCUUCAAGCCAUCGUAUCUUUCUCGUCUCAAUGAAGAGAGAAAGCCAGGAGGGGAGGGUCCUGCUCGUGCGUGUGUAUUUUCUUUAACUAGUUGACACUAGCAAGAGGAGACGGCAGCAUCCUCUGUCCCGCAUCUCCUCCAGAAUUUUCUGUUAUGCUAUAAACAGACCUUCAUGUGAACGAAGAAGGAUCCGCAUUCCAAAAACCAACGUGUUCCAUCAUUUUUUUUACCCCACGCAUUUUCUCAAAUGCUUUGACAUCUGGAAUGUGCUGUUUUCUUGCAAGCGUUGUUUCCAUGCCAGCAUGGGAACUGCAGUGUCCAAAAGGAAGAAUCUGAGAAAUGAUGCGAUUUCUUCGGUGGCAGCCAAAGUUAGAGCAGCUCGUGCAUUUGGAGAGUAUCUUCACACCCAUCCUGAGAACUGCAACGGAUCAGAUCACCUACUGUCUGACACCCUCGUUGGCCAAGACACUGACUCCCCAGACAGCCUGUGCACUCAGAACAACAACUUCCAUAGCUGCACCCACCAGGGCGACCCCAGCUUGAUCAAUCCUGCCCUGGGCCUUCUAGAACCUCCACCUCCGGCAGCUUCCUCCAAGAGCCGGCUGUCCCUAGAGCGCAGCUUUUCAGCAGAGGAGGACCAGCAGAAGUGCGUGGAGUGUUCCCUGCAGCCUGCUCGGGUCUACACCAUCACCGGAGAGAGCGGCAUGCUGGGAACCAGCAGGGGAAGCAAGGAGAACCUGGAGCUCGAGGUCUUGAAAGGGGCGCAGGAGGCAUGUCAUGCCCAAGCGCUUGCCCAGCUUUCUACAUCCUCCAACUCGUCUUCUCCUACCCAGCACCACCACCGCCACCAUGGAAGUGGAAGCGGAAGUAGAUCUGGAAACCAGCAACACAGCAACCCAUAUCAUGGCAACCACCAUCACAGCAACACCAGCGCAAGUGGAACCAGUGGCGGAAAUGGUGGAACAAACCCCCACCAGCACAUCUCCAGUGGGGGAACGUCGCACCAUCAACACGGGGUGCCCCAUCACCACCACCUUUCACAGCCUCUGCAGAGCUCGGUCAGCGCACACAACAUCCGAGGCUGGGGGGAGGGAAAGGACUGCGGCCUGGUGUGUGAGGCCUGUCCCGGGGCUCCCUCGCGUAGUCAGGGCUCCCUUGACCUGGAAAGCAGCACCCGAGAGGCAGGCAAGCAGCGCCGGCCACCACUUGAGCGGAUGUGCAGUGUGGACCGCAUGACUGGGCUGGAGCGAGAAGAUAACAGUUGGUUCCCUAAAGAGAGCAUGUUCAGCUUUCAGACUGCUACAACGACCAUGCAGGC
This is a messenger RNA of Carassius auratus (goldfish), 1429 nucleotides long. Its product is annotated as NMDA receptor synaptonuclear signaling and neuronal migration factor-like. Gene Ontology annotation, biological process: regulation of neuron migration; regulation of neuronal synaptic plasticity. The record is from RefSeq and is a predicted model, not a curated record. NCBI's taxonomy places the organism in Eukaryota, Metazoa, Chordata, Actinopteri, Cypriniformes, Cyprinidae. The transcript has 4 exons. The annotation marks the transcript as partial.